AUGUUCCAGAAUCGUAACGGCAGAACGUUAUACAGAUGGAAGCACGCCAACUGGAAACGUUUCCGCCAGCUCGUCAAGACAAACCUUCCUGAAUUCAAUUUCUCAGACGUACACUCCGCUCUAACCGUCUUUAACAACAUCGUUCUGGCGGCAGCGAAUCGAUGCUGCCCCAGAGGCCGAUUUAAAGCGCAGUUAGACGCCUGGCCCACCUACAUUCAGCAGCUCGACCAAGAGGCCAUCACCAAGGAACAAUUCCUCUCCAUGUCACUCACGGAAAAUCACAUCGCUUAUCAGCAAGCGGAUCCCAAUCGUUUCGCCGCCAUCCGUCAAUACCUCAGCUCAAGAUAUCAGCAAGCCAUAUCGAAAUUACACCCCGGUGAAAACUUAUCGUGGAAAUUCAUCGCCGCCUGCUAUGCUUCCCCGACUCCAUCUCUCAACGGGGUUCUCAUCCGAGACUCUCAAAAGGUCUGUACCUCAGGCAAAGCAGUAGUAAAUAGUCUUGCGAAAGCGUUCUUGCCCGUCUUUCCCCCUAGUAAGCCCCACUCAUUCAAGCGCAAGAAACCAGGUAGCAAUAGGGGCCUCCAAGCCUCUCUUGCUCGCACUUCAGAUCUAUAUCUCCCCCACCUUUAUAGAUUACUUAGUUAUAGGUUCAUAUCUUCUUCUUCUUACAUAGGUUUUUUACUCUUUUCUUUUCGACUAGCUUGCCAGCCAUCUUCAGGACAAGCCAUCUGGAAGAAGCCUUCUGUUUCGAAGUUCUCUUUUCUUUCUCUCACUAGGUUUCUCAUUUCUAAUUUUAGGUUUUCUCCACAUAAUUUAGGUAGUCUCCCACAAAGUACAUUAAAGUUCCAAAUAAGGCCACGCAAACUCAUUAGGUAUUUACAUGAUGCUUCCUCCUCUCCAAUUUCCUCUUUUCUUCCUUCUUCUUCUUCUAGGAAUCAAGGGCAGAAGGGGGGCGUCAGGUGGUUCUGCCACUGGAGAGGUGUAAGGGCGAGUCCUUCCCUCCCCUUUUCUCACUCCCCCCCUUUUUCUUCUUCUUUUUCUAUUCCUUUUUCUUUUAAAUUCUUUUGUAGAUCUGACAGACCGCGUGCAAGAGAUGCAAGUUUGGUGAAUUCUAACCCUGACCGGUUAGGAUUGCGUUGCCUCUUGUUGCUACCGGAAGGGGUGAGGUUGCAUAACCUCUCGCUUGCUUCCUUUCUUGGUUUCUCUUCUCUCGAGGACCCUGAUCCUCACCUUGAUGAGUCUUUUACGCUCACAGAACUAAAGGCAGCUCUGCACUCUGCGCUGAGCUCCAAAGCCCCUGGACCCGAUAAGAUCCAUUACGAAUUGCUGACACAACUCUCUAACGAGUCCCUCGAAUUCUUCUUGCAAAUUAUGAAUCUUUCCUUCUCCACUGGCGAACUUCCCGCAGUGUGGAAAAUGGCCUGCAUUUUCCCACUGCUCAAACCUAGCAAAGACCCAGCCAGUUUGUCCUCUUACCGGCCGAUCAGCCUGAUCUCAUGCACCUGCAAGCUCUUUGAGAAAAUGAUCACCACUCGCCUUUUACGCAUCUGGAAACCUCAUGACUGCCAACACGCCUUCCGCAGCCUUCACACUACCAUUAUGCCUCUUACCAGAAUUACUGAUACCAUUGAACGGAGCCGCAAUGAAUACCAUGAAGUACAGAUACCCAAGAAGAUGUUACCCAAUAGUUUUCAGAAGCACUACCGCCUCAACCCCACGCUCAUAGUGAUGAUUGAUUUUAGCAAAGCCUUCGAUUCCAUAGACCAUAACUGA
This is a messenger RNA of Phytomonas sp. EM1, 1773 nucleotides long. The record is from the annotation of a GenBank genome assembly. NCBI's taxonomy places the organism in Eukaryota, Euglenozoa, Kinetoplastea, Trypanosomatida, Trypanosomatidae.